Messenger RNA from Triticum aestivum (bread wheat), 786 nucleotides. Its product is annotated as egg cell-secreted protein 1.3-like. The record is from RefSeq and is a predicted model, not a curated record. Bases 169 to 642 code for a protein of 157 amino acids. The transcript has a single exon. Gene Ontology annotation, biological process: double fertilization forming a zygote and endosperm. Lineage: Eukaryota; Viridiplantae; Streptophyta; Magnoliopsida; Poales; Poaceae.
AGGAAGGGGCAACGCAUUCGCGUUUAAUUAAGAUAAUUUUGAUUCGUUUGGACUUCCACGUUCUCGUAAAGCCUUUUCGCUUACCUGACGUUUCGGUUACUUGCUAUGAUAAGUAGUAGUACGUCAGCCUCCUCACUCGGUAGCACCAGCUAGAGUCGACCUCAGAUCAUGGCUUCGUCCACCUCUCUGCUCCCCACUCUCCUGGUGCUGCUCGCCGUCGCCGCCACCGCGUCGGCGGCUGCGUCGACGUUCGUCCGGGCGGCCGACCUCGCCGAGCGGCUGGACGGAGUGGGGCAGCAGCAGUGCUGGGGGACGCUGCUGGACGUCAAGUCGUGCACGGGGGAGAUCAUCCUCUUCUUCCUCAACGGCGAGGCGUACCUGGGGCCCGGGUGCUGCCGCGCUAUCCGCAUCAUCGAGCGGCGCUGCUGGGCCGCCGACCUCAUGCUGUCCGUCAUCGGCUUCACCCCGGAGGAGGGGGACAUGCUCAAGGCCUACUGCGACGCAGGCGACGACGACAACGACGGCGGCGAGGGGCGUCAUCAUGGCGUCGGCGGGUUAUCCCCGGCUCCGCCGCCUCACCGUGCUCUUGACGGCGUCGCGAGUGGCGGCACAGCCGUGCCCGUGGCGGGAAUGGUUAACUAAGCCGAGUCAGUGUGUGUCCGCGUCCGCGUAGGUUCUCCUCGCGAGUCCUGAUGAAGUGAUGAGAUGUUUGCGAAGCUGAAAAGUGAAUGAUUUAUCUAAGUUUUGUUUGUGGAAGCAUGUUAGUCAUCCUCAAACCAUAUUAGU